Molecule: messenger RNA, 449 nt
Organism: Ostrinia furnacalis (Asian corn borer)
Lineage: Eukaryota; Metazoa; Arthropoda; Insecta; Lepidoptera; Crambidae
Exons: 2
Coding region: 110-424 (104 amino acids)
Source: RefSeq, a predicted model, not a curated record
GCAUAAAUACUGACGGCGCGUUGUACUGGCAUGCAUUCAACACGCAACGUCCAAAGUGAACCAACGAUUCAGUUACUUUACGCGGCAAUAUCCCAGUUUUAAUCAGACAAUGGCAACGUACACAAUCGCCGUGGUUCUUGCCCUAAUGGCCACUUUAGUGCAAGCUCAGCGACCGUCCUUCGCCGGCACAAGAUCCAUUGGAUUUCCACAAAUAGAAGCCGAUACUCAACUACUAUCAAACAGAUUUGGAGAAGAUGAACCGGUACCUAUAGAAGCUAAAGGGGACAGGGUAUUGAUAAAUACUAUAGAAAAAAUGCCGGUGGAGAGCCGACCUUUUUGGUACAUCAACGCUGUGCAGUACGACUCGCUCAGAAACAAACCUCAGACCUGGCCACUGAAGAGGAACAGCUUCGUUGACAAAUAAAAAACAAAUUUCGAAAAUCGAACGU